Molecule: messenger RNA, 1560 nt
Organism: Colletotrichum orchidophilum
Lineage: Eukaryota; Fungi; Ascomycota; Sordariomycetes; Glomerellales; Glomerellaceae
Product: TruB family pseudouridylate synthase
Exons: 2
Coding region: 1-1560 (519 amino acids)
Biological process (GO): mRNA pseudouridine synthesis; tRNA modification
Cellular component (GO): mitochondrion
Molecular function (GO): pseudouridine synthase activity; RNA binding
Source: RefSeq, a predicted model, not a curated record
AUGGCGAAAGACACCAUAUACGAAGGCGUCUUCGCCAUCAACAAGCCGUACGGCAUGAGCUCUGCGCAAGUGAUCCGUGAUUGCCAACAGCAGAUGAACCCUUCGGCCAUUUUCAAGCCAUUGAUCGAGAGGGAUCUCGCCGCCAAAAUGCAGGAAUCCAAGUCAGAAUGGAAGCGUCGCCGAGCCGUUAAGAAAGACUCUCGCGUGAAGAUGGGCCAUGGAGGUACACUCGAUCCAUUGGCCACCGGCGUACUCAUUCUCGGUGUCGGAUCGGGCACCAAGUCACUCGGCUCAUUCCUCGACUGCACCAAGACCUACGAGACAGUGGUGCUCUUUGGCGCAAGCUCAGACACCUACGACCGCGUGGGUAGAAUAUUGAGCAGACGGCCGUACGAUGAGAUCACAAAGGAAAAGGUUGAAAAGGCGAUGGAUAGCUUCCGGGGCAAGUUCCAGCAGAUUCCCCCUUUAUACUCCGCACUCAAGAUGGAGGGCAAGCCGCUGUACGAGUACGCUCGCGAGGGCAAGGCUAUCCCGAGAGAAAUCGUGGGAAGAGACGUCGAAGUAUCCGAGCUCGAAAUGGUCGAGUGGUACGAGCCUGGAACGCACAACUACAGAUGGCCUACCGAAGAGGCUGAGACGGCCGAGAAAAACCUCGCUGAGCAGGUCUGGCGAGUGGAAAAGCAACAGGGUUCCGGCCGCCGGCUUACUCCUGAGGAGGAGAAGGAAGAGGAGAAAGCCCUCUCCGAGCACGAGACUGUGAAGAAGAAGUUUGAGGAGCGCCAGGAUGGUCUUAUCCGCGAUAAGCCUGCCAAGAAGCAAAAGCCUCCAAAAAACCCGGCUCUGAUGUCUGGCGCCCUGGGGCAGCUCCCAGCCGGCAAGGGUUCCAACCUUAUCCCUCCCCCUCCGUCUGAGGAUGAGCCCUUCCCUUGGACCGACAAGGGCCCACCUGCCGCCAGGAUUCGCAUGAAGGUCACCUCUGGAUUCUACGUUCGCAGCUUCUGCCAUGAUUUGGGUGCCAAGGUCGACUCUGCGGGCAUGAUGGCUGAGCUUGAGCGAUCUCGACAAGGCGACUUUGAGGUCCGCACUGACAGCUGCUUAGAGUACGAUGACGUUCUCAAGGGAGAGGAGGUCUGGGGACCCAAGGUUACGAAGGCGUUGGCGGCAUGGACCGAGAAGUAUCCCAACGGAGCGCCGCAGUCGCAACGCGAACGACAGAACGUUCAAGGCCAGCAGAAGCAGCAGAACCAGGGCCGCAAAGAAGACAGAAAGCGCAAGUGGGAGAACAAGAGCUUUGAUAAAAAUGACAACGCCGCUAAGAAGAGGAGAAACUCCAGCUCGGGAGAUGAGGCACCUGCCGCUAAGGUGGCCAAGUCGGAGCAGGCUAACGACGUUAAGGAGUCCCCCAAGGCAUCGCUCACAGGAUCACCAAAGGCAUCCCUCAAGACAUCACCUAAAACGUCACCCAGGGCUUCCCCCAAAGGUUCUCCCAAAACCUCUCCCAAGGCGAAGGCAGCUAACACAAAGAAGCAUGAAGAUGAGUGGGAAGGUAUCCAGGACUAA